CGAUGGUCUACAAUGCACAUGAGGAAAUUUUCCACUAUGGCGAAAAAAGUUUUCCCCCAGGGUUUGAUCGCGCGCCAAACAGACAAAAUAUUGAGAUUCAACGGCGAACUCGUUGAAAGUAAGCACCACCGAUCUUUCCUGAAACGGUUCAAUUUCCCACAACGUGCAACACGGGAAAACUGGAUCCGCGAUGGGUCGUUCCAUGAUGCCGUUUCUGGUCUGCUAAUAACGGCUCAGCUUUUCUCAAUAAUGCCGGUUUGCGGGAUCGGUCAGAAGGACACAGGAAAACUGCACUUUUCUUGGAUGAGCAAGCGAAUCUUCUACUCCUACGGUGUUUGCAUAGGAACCGCGUUCCUGGCAGCAACGAGCACGCUCCGGUUCGCUGAGAAGAAUUUCAACUUUUCUCGAUUGACAGGGGUGUUUUUCUAUUUGUACAACCUCUACGGAAUGUACUGUUUCAUUCGGGUGGCUCAAAAGUGGCCGGCACUGAUGCGAAAAUGGCACAAAGUGGAGCAAUUGCUGCCCCAGAGCAGUAAUAUCCUGGAGCGUGGGAAACUGGCAAACAAGAUCAAAAUGAUUUCGAUUCUUGUAAUUACGCUUUCACUGAUGGAGCACUUGUUGUCGAUUGUUGCUGCCGUGUACUACACUCCGAAUUGUCCGAACAUGAAGAACCCAGUUAAUUUGUAUUUCAAGUCCAACUUCUUGUUCGUAUUUUACUACUUUGAGUAUUCAGAAAUUCGAGGAUUUGUAGUGAAAUUUAUCAACGUGAUAAGUACUUUUGUUUGGAGCUAUAUCGACUUGUUCGUUAUUAUUGUAAGCAUAGGACUAUCUCACACAUUCCGCCGAAUCAAUAAUCAUUUGAUGAUUCAUAAGCGAGAGAAAAUGACAGAACAAUUUUGGGGUGAUCAACGGCAAAACUACCGCAAUAUUUGUGAUCUAGUGCAAUUUACUGAUGAUGCGAUUUGUAUCAUUACCAUGUUAUCUAUAUCCAAUAACUUAUUCUUUAUCUGUGCCUCUAUCCUGAAUAGUUUAAGCACCCAUCCAACUCUAAUUCAUACCGUGUAUUUUUGGUUCGGGCUAGCAUUCCUGAUCGGGCGUACUUUGGCCGUAUCAAUGUGCACGGCAGCGAUCAACGACGAAUCGCAGCGACCGUUUGAAGUUCUCCGAGCAAUACCCCGCGAUGGUUGGUGUGUGGAGGCAAAACGCUUCGCCGAAGAGGUCAUCAACGAUACGGUGGCUCUGACCGGGAUGAAGUUCUUCAACAUGACCCGCAAGCUGGUACUGAAGGUCACGGGAUCGAUCAUUACCUACGAGCUAGUGCUGAUUCAGUUCCAUCAGGACGAUUCGCCGGACCACGAUUUGUGCAAGUUGAAGCGAACAACAAGAGAAUUUCACCGUCACCGGCAUGUCAAUCUGGACCACGAGGGUAGCUAUCAGGCAGUGUUUCGGCCGGUGAUAAUACUGGGUCAAGUGUUCGCCAUAUUUCCGGUGCUGGGAUACGGAGCUGCCCUGGCCGAACGCAUUCGGUUCGAAUGGUGCUCCAUGCGGAUGUUUUACACGUUGACAUUUCAAUUGGGUGGUGCGAUCAUGUCCGGUUUUUCGUUGGCCACGUUCUGGACGACUGGAGUGGAAUUUUCGAAGAUUUUGUCCUGGAUGUUCUUCACCAUCAAUCUGACGAUUACGAUCGGCUUUACCGUAUUGGCCCGCAGAUGGACUGCGAUGAUGACGGAAUGGGAAAGCACCGAGCACAGUCUACCAUUUCGACCGCAACUGACGGCCAGUAACCGGAAGGUUCGUCGGAAGGUGAUAACCAUUAUGACCACUUUGAUGUUGAGUGCCUUAUUCGAGCACGCUUUGGCGAAACCCUCCGGACUUUAUCGGGCCUACCAGUGCGGCAUCCAAGAUUUGCUGGAGGCUCAUCUGAUGCAGGCGUUUCCGGAAAUGUUUUCGUUCAUUGCGUACGACAUUUACGUGGGAUUUGUGGCCCAAGUUGUGACUUCGGUUUUGACCUUCUAUUGGAACUAUGUGGACCUGUUUUUGAUUGUGCUGAGCAUCGGAUUGCGCCAAAAUCUACGCCACGUAAACGAGAUCAUACUGAACUCGAAGGCCCAAUACCAUUCGGAAAUAUUUUGGCACGACUACCGUAAGCACCAUCAGAGGGCGUGCAAUUUGGUGCACGUUAUCGGUCGGAAUGUAUCUUUUCUGGUGGUAACAUCCUUUGCGAACAAUAUGUUUUUCAUCUGUAUUCAAUUGAUUGGAGUUUUGAAACCAUAUCCCGGUAUCAUAGUGGCUAUCUAUGUGUGGUAUUCUCUGGGUCAUCUAAUGACGCGUAUGGUGAUGGUGGCAGUCUAUGCGGCAGCUAUUCAUGAUGAGUCAAGACGAAUUUUGCCAACAUUCAGAACGCUUCCUACGCAAUUUUACACCAAAGAGGUUCAACGGUUCCAUCAGCAAAUGGAGAAUGAAACAGUGGCAUUAACAGGAUUUAGAUUUUUCCAUCUAACACGAAAAUUAAUAUUGAAGAUAUCGGGCACAAUAGUAACAUAUGAGUUAGUGCUACUACAAGUGAAUGACGCAGAGGAGAAAAAUGGAGAUCAGAAUCCCUGUACCUAAAUACUUGAUAAAAGUAAGCUUAUUAACCAUCAAAAACUUUAUAAAAAUACAAUAAAUUAAAUUUGAUAGAGAUAUUAUGCAAAAUAUGUGAAACAUUCAUAGAAGUGCAUGAUAUUUUUAUCUGCAUUUAAUUCAAUUCAAAUAUAUGUAGAGGUCGAGUCAAUUACGUGUACGGAACACUGAAAGCUGUACUGUCAUGUCGAAAUGCGCAUCUGUAAAGUGGCAAAAUGGUGGAAUUAAAUGGAAUAGUACUAAUUCUUAAGACAAGUGUGUGGAGUAAGAACAGAAUUCUUAGCCACUUGUAUUUGUUUAAUGCAAAGAGUUGAAAAAAUUAGCAAGUUUAAGUAUUUGAAAUAUUCUCUCAUCUGAUUAAGAGCAAUGAAGUGGAAGAAUAAUAAAUCAUGGCAAGCCAAUCCGAUGUUGGAAUAUUGCUGACAAUGUUAUUUAAUUCUAAGUAGAAAUAUUCUUGAUAUAAAUG
This is a messenger RNA of Armigeres subalbatus, 3088 nucleotides long. RefSeq lists its product as uncharacterized. The coding region runs from base 13 to 2610 and encodes 865 amino acids. Gene Ontology annotation, biological process: detection of chemical stimulus involved in sensory perception of taste; sensory perception of sweet taste. NCBI's taxonomy places the organism in Eukaryota, Metazoa, Arthropoda, Insecta, Diptera, Culicidae. The transcript is spliced from 10 exons. The record is from RefSeq and is a predicted model, not a curated record. Gene Ontology annotation, molecular function: sweet taste receptor activity. Gene Ontology annotation, cellular component: membrane.